CUGAAAAACGUUGGAAGUCUAAAAGUCGUCAGCGAAAGUGUUUGUAAUAUCAAAGAUUAAUUUGAUAUAAAACAGCCAUGUCUCUCUAUGAGGACUUCCUCCUGUGCAACUUUCCGAAAUGUCGGACAAAGCUGAGUGGCUUCGCAUGGGUGACUGCAUGUUCGCACGCAUUCUGCGACCAGCAUGGAUCAGCGGAGUUCAGUCGCUCACCCGCCAUCUGUCCUGCCUGUUCGUCUGCACUCUCUGGGAAACUGGAUAUUGUACGCACUGAGUUGUCGCCCUCUGAGGAGUACAAAGCUAUGGUCCUGGCUGGCCUGCGGCCCGAGACCGUGCUGGACAUUAGUGCUCGUGCCCUUGCAUUCUGGACAUACCAGGUGCACCAGGAGCGGCUGUUCCAGGAGUACAGCUUGUCCCGAGCAGAGGGUCAGCUGAAGCAGGCUGAGAAGUUGCUGACUCAGCAGAACCAGAGCAGGGAGCUGGAGCUAAGUGCCAUGAGGGAAGAGAUCUCCUCACUGAAGAAGGUGAUGGAAGAAUACAAGAGGAAGUACAGUGAGGUGUCAGAGAGGCUGAUGGAGAGGAACAGACAGUACCAGAAACUGCAGGGCCUCUAUGACUCUCUUCGACUGAGAAAUAUGCUGGGGGAGAGAGAGGGAAGCAGACAGGGGCCUCUUGAAUUUGGCACAGGUCUGGGGGCACAGCAUUCACCCUGGAACAGUCCACAGUUCCUGGGUGUAGGAACUGAAGGGGAGAGGAUUUUCUCUGCGCUGGACCCCGACUUAUCCAAGAACUUCUUCCAGUUUGGCUCCCCAUGUAGAGAUCGCAGCCGUACUUUUGUGAGGAAGCACUGAACGAGUUGCCUGCUUGUAGCACAGUGAGGUCACAACAACACACUUUAGACAGCAGACAGACAGAUUAACAAGGAGAGCGCACAUAUGAAUGGUACAGCCAAGAUCAACAUUUACAUAGGAUUGUUGAAUAACCAUUAUGUAUUCCUGAGUCAGUGACUGAGUGUUACUUAGUUUCCACAUCCUAUCCAGUUUUAAGAGGUUGAAUGCUGUUAGGAGUAAGACAUACCUGUACUGUUCACAUUAGUCUUCUGAUUUUGUGGCAUG
Molecule: messenger RNA, 1112 nt
Organism: Scleropages formosus (Asian bonytongue)
Lineage: Eukaryota; Metazoa; Chordata; Actinopteri; Osteoglossiformes; Osteoglossidae
Product: E3 ubiquitin-protein ligase CCNB1IP1
Exons: 5
Coding region: 78-848 (256 amino acids)
Biological process (GO): reciprocal meiotic recombination
Cellular component (GO): synaptonemal complex
Molecular function (GO): ubiquitin protein ligase activity
Source: RefSeq, a predicted model, not a curated record